GCAUUUAAGGGAGGGCAAUAGACACCUUGUCUCUUCAACAAUCUACAUUUUAUUACUAGAAAACAAUCAAUUGACAAACAAUGAGCGCAGUAUACUUUUGGAAGACCUCUGAGCGUCCCCAUGGAAUCUUUUCCCAAUGGGCCCCUUCCCCCUUUACCGAAGAUGGCAUCACGUUCCCAACAGCCGAACACUACAUGAUGUACCAUAAAGCAGUUCUAUUCAACGACCAGGUCAUUGCCGAGCAAAUCCUUCAGGAAACACGUCCAGUAAAAGUCAAAGCGCUCGGACAGCGUGUCAGGAACUUUGUUCAAUCCGAAUGGGCCGCCCACAGAUAUCGCAUCGUUUUUAAUGGCAAUAUGCUGAAAUUUGGGCAAAAUCCUGGAAUGAAAGAAAUAUUGCUUAGCACUAAGAGCAAGGAGAUUGUGGAAGCAAGUCCGUAUGACAGAAUUUGGGGAAUCGGGUAUACGGCUAGGGCUGCGGCAGGAGCUGAUAGGAGGUCUUGGGGGUUGAAUUUGUUAGGAAAAGCAUUGAUGGAUGUUCGUGAAGCUUUAAAGUAGCCUUCAUAGAAACUUGUCCUUUAAAUAAAUGCUGCUUGUGAAUGC
Spizellomyces punctatus DAOM BR117 is the source of this 602-nucleotide messenger RNA. RefSeq lists its product as uncharacterized. NCBI's taxonomy places the organism in Eukaryota, Fungi, Chytridiomycota, Chytridiomycetes, Spizellomycetales, Spizellomycetaceae. The record is from RefSeq and is a predicted model, not a curated record. The transcript has a single exon. The coding region runs from base 81 to 557 and encodes 158 amino acids.